UAUAAAUAAAUUUUUCAAAUUUAAGCCCAACUUUAUUUGAUUUCAUUUGAUUAAAAAUUUAAAAUGUAUAAUACACUCAUACGGCAUUUAAAUUUUUUUAACAAAACUGGUAGAUGUCUUAGGUACUUCUCUUGUCGAAUCGAAAACGUAAAAGACUUGCAGGAAACUGAUAAUAAAAUUAAAAUAAAACACAUAAGUUUAGAUAAAGUAGGAAGUAACUUAACCGUAAAGGGGUGGGUACAAAAUAUUCGCAAAAUGAAAAAAGAUAUAUUUUUUGAUAUUGAUGACGGUUCAACAUGUAAAAAGUUUCAAGUCAUUAUUCCCAAGUCGGAAAAGAAACUACAUGUUGGCCAAUCUAUAGAAGCGCAGGGGUUACUGCAGAUAAAUCCCAAAAAUGAACUGGAAUUAAAAGCAUCAAGUGUAAAAAUUUUAGGAAAUUGCAAUAUUUCGGACGGGGUUUAUCCAUUUACCCCAAAACAAGUUCCUGAUCCUGAGUACGUAAGAAGUUACCUUCAUAUACGGACUCACGUUAAUUUUAUGAGAUCAGUAUUUCGGAUUCGUCAUCAUUUUAUCAAAAUAAUUCAUGAUUUCAUGUAUGAAAAUGAUUUUAUUCAAAUCAGUACACCGAUUUUAACAACAAAUGAUUGUGAGGGAGGUGGAGAAAUUUUUUUAGUUAAACCAAAUUGUCGUACUUUAUUAGAAAAUAUGAAAAAACAAGGAAUACCAAUUGAAGAAAGCUAUUUUGACAAAAAAACUUUUCUAUCAGUUUCUGGUCAACUUCAUUUGGAGGCUAUGUGUCAUGGUCUAGGAGAUACUUACACUUUAACGCCAGCUUUUAGAGCAGAAAAUUCAAAAUCACCGCUUCACUUAUCUGAAUUUUAUAUGUUUGAAGCAGAAUUGGCAUUUUGCGAUCAUAUUGAGAUCUUAACUAAUUUUAUUGAAAAAAUGAUAAAAACUGUUACAGAAAGACUUACUAGUAUAUGUGAAGAAGAUAUUCUAAAUUGCAGGUCAGCUCUUGGUUUGAACAAUAUCAAUGAGCAAUUAAAAUAUUUAGAACAAGAUUUUAAAAUUAUGGAUUAUAGCGAAACUUUGAGAAUUUUGGCAGAGAACAGGGAAAAAUUCAAAACAGAAUUAGACCCAGAAGGAGGUUUGUCCAAAGAACAAGAAUUAUUGCUAGUCGAGCUUAUGCAGAGUCCCAUAUUUAUUAUUAAUUGGCCCAAAACAAUGAAACCCUUUUACAUGAGAAUUGUAGACAAUGAUCCCUUCAAGGUAUCUGGUGUGGAUCUUUUAAUGCCAAAAGUAGGUGAGUUGGUUGGAGGAAGCUUAAGAGAAAAUGAUUAUGAAACCUUAAAAGAGCGCCUGCCUGUUGGCUUAGAAUGGUAUUUGGAAUUAAGAAAAUAUGGAAGCAUUCCAACAGGAGGAUUCGGCUUGGGUCUCGAACGAUUUUUACAACUUAUAACUGGAAUAAAAAAUAUUCGCGAUGUUAUUAAUUUUCCAAGAUAUCCCCAUAGUUGUAAAAUGUAAAUUGUACUUUAAAGUUGAGUGAAAAUAAUUUAAUUUUAAAGUAAUGUUUAGCACUAAGUUCAAUUAGAUAUUGAAAUAAAAAUGUAAAGUAAAACUAGCUAUUGUGUAGUAACUUCCUGUAUAAUAGCAUAAAAUAUGCAAAAAUUUCUCGCCAAUCCUGAUGUUCUGAAAAGGGUUUUACUAUACAAAAUUUCUUUUACCGUUAUUUUUUGCACCAUUACAAAUCUACAGGAAAUGAGUUGUUUACUUUUUUAGAUUUUUCGUACCUUCAUUUCUUAAAUUUUUCUACGUGAUUUUUUUCAAAAUUUAAAUUUUCGAGAAUUCCCUUAUUGCUCACAGUAUUGCCCUUAUUUUGGAUAGUUUUAAGAAAGACGAAUUCUCUUUUCUACGCACUCACAUCCUUGAUCGCAUUUCCAACUGCUAAAAAAAUGUUCAAGUUAAUGUUCUUAAAAAAAGAAUUGAUUAUAUUUAUCAAUAAAGGACAUAAAAUCACUUUAUUGUCUAAAAAUUACCCAGUAAAUACUGAGAUAUUGAAUUAAAUCAUUGUAACAAAUGAUUUGCACAAAAAAGAGAAUCUGCACACGUAAAGUAGCUCUUUCUAGUAAAAGUCAAUAUCCUCUACCAUAUUUUAAAUAGAAAUAUCGUAGAGGAUAUUGAUGAUAAAUAUGAAAUAGUUAAAACGUGUAAUACAAUUAAUUGUUUACAAAUUAGUUACUUAAGUUAUAUUUGAUGGUUCAUUUAAAAUUUUCUCUCAA
Condylostylus longicornis is the source of this 2279-nucleotide messenger RNA. RefSeq names its product probable asparagine--tRNA ligase, mitochondrial (gene AsnRS-m). Gene Ontology annotation, biological process: asparaginyl-tRNA aminoacylation. The coding region runs from base 64 to 1524 and encodes 486 amino acids. The record is from RefSeq and is a predicted model, not a curated record. Gene Ontology annotation, cellular component: mitochondrion. NCBI's taxonomy places the organism in Eukaryota, Metazoa, Arthropoda, Insecta, Diptera, Dolichopodidae. Gene Ontology annotation, molecular function: nucleic acid binding; asparagine-tRNA ligase activity; ATP binding. The transcript has 4 exons.